AAAGGGUUUAGAUGGCUACUUGCUCCAAUGGAGAUGCGGUAGCUUCGACUGAUGAAGAACAUCUAUUGGCUCCAUUUGAUUACAUCACUUCUAUGCCGGGAAAACAGAUCAGAGGUAAACUAGCCAUGGCUUUUAAUGUUUGGCUGAAAAUUGGAGAUGACAAAUUAUCUACAAUCAUGGAAAUUGUGCAGAUGCUGCAUAAUGCUUCGCUGAUGAUCGAUGACAUUGAGGAUAACUCAGUAUUGCGACGCGGUUUACCAGUCACGCAUCAUAUAUUUGGCACACCAAGAACGAUAAAUACAGCAAAUUAUGUAUACUUUAUAGCGCUGGAAAAAUGCGCGCGUUUAUCGCCUAAGGCUGUUGCAAUCUUCGCAGAACAGAUGCUAGAGCUACAUAGAGGGCAGGGUAAAGAGUUAUUCUGGAGAGAUACUGUGACAUGUCCCACCGAAGCAGAAUACGAGGAGAUGGUCGUCCAGAAGACUGGGGGACUCUUCUUUUUGGCCGUGAAAUUGAUAGAGCUAUUUAGCGAGGAAGACUAUGACUUUUCUACGCUACUCAGGUUGAUGGCGCUUUUUUUCCAGAUCAGAGAUGACUACCUCAAUCUGCUCUCCGAUGAUAUGGCCAAACAAAAAUCUUUUGCUGAAGAUCUGACAGAGGGAAAGUUCUCGUUUCCUAUAAUACAUGCUAUUCGAAGUUCACCAGUGUCGGAUAAUGAUGACCCCGUACUGAAUAUUUUACGCCAACGAACAGAGGACGUGGAAGUCAAGAAGUACUGCAUCAGCGUCAUGAAAGAACGAAAUUCUUUUGAGCACACUCUAAACAGACUUCGGAAAAUCAGUGAACAAAUACGUGCAGAAAUUAGAGCGCUAGGUGGAAACAAGAAAUUAGACGAAGUUAUGGAUCUCCUUGAACAUGGCAUAAUCAGCUGAUUGUAUGGGUUCUUUGUAAUUUACGGUGUAACAUAAUGUUAUUUAUUUCAUUUGCUUGUACCUGUCUAAAUCCUCUUAGUCUUGACCUUUCGUGAUCUUCCAGUGUUGUUGUGAUAACUAUUUUAAAUUCAUCUCGUGUGCUUGCUUUAUCAGUAUCUAUAUUCACAGAUAAAUUCUUGC
This is a messenger RNA of Cylicocyclus nassatus, 1109 nucleotides long. Lineage: Eukaryota; Metazoa; Nematoda; Chromadorea; Rhabditida; Strongylidae. The record is from the annotation of a GenBank genome assembly.